Enterobius vermicularis (human pinworm) is the source of this 2103-nucleotide messenger RNA. The record is from the annotation of a GenBank genome assembly. NCBI's taxonomy places the organism in Eukaryota, Metazoa, Nematoda, Chromadorea, Rhabditida, Oxyuridae.
AUGGUACAAACCCGACAGUCUGCAAGAAUCAGAGCCCAAGGUGAAAGUUUCGGUCCUGAAGAGUCCGAAGAAGCUCAAGGAGGUGACAGUGGUAUUGCUAAAGUAUCAUCUCAGGAUCAAAAGGGAAGCUCAAAAAAUGUAGAGAAUCAAGGUGGAAGGAAGUCUUCUGAACAGAGUAAGAGUAAGAAAGAUUCAGACGUUCAUCGAGCUACUCCCGUCAGACGGUCGAGACGUUUGGCUUCUGAAGAACCUGAAGAAGUCCCAGAGGAAUUUGCACCGUUUGCUUACGUGAAGGUGGGUUCGUCAAGCGGCUUGCGUCUUGGCAGAUCAGCUUCAGAAACAGAUAAAACUAAAAGCUCAGACACGAGUAAAGGCACAGAUUUCAGACGGUCAAGAGAGUUAGCUUCUGAGAAGCUCAAAGAUAUUUCAGAAGAAACUGUAAAAUCAACUGGCUCGAUUUCUGGAUCACCAGGUAAAUCAGAAUCUGCCAAACAGUCAGUUGAGCAACCAAAGGGUAAAACUCCAAAGAGUAAACCAGGCACUCCCUUAAGGAGAUCAAAACGCUUAGCUUCCGAAAAGCCUGAAAAGUUUCAGGAAGAGUUUUUGAUAAGUGAGGAUCGGGUUCAAAGAGCAGUUACUGGGACGGAGAAAACGGUCAGUACUUCUUCAAGGUUGAGUGCAUAUUUAAAUGCUAAAAACACUGCUUCUGCUUUCGGUGUAGAGGUUAUCGAGGAAUUAGAAGAACAAGACAGCGGAGAAUUUUUGUUGAAAAGUGUCAAGUUAAAGAAGUCCAGCGGUAGUGAUGACCUCAUUCAGAAGAGAAUUGCCAUUUUCUUUGAUAACGAAGAGGCACCAGAGACUUCUGAGUCGUCUAGUUUGUUGGAUAAGAAGGAGGAGGCCAGUGUUGUGAAAGACAGCAAAAAAGAAAGAGUUAUUCUUGAGAAAAAAUCUGAUAAUAUUGGGUCGUUUGAAAGUUGUGAUGGACAUGAAUCUCAGCAUCAAAAGAAAUCUCUGGAUGACACCCUUGAAGACGAAGACGAUAAGGAAAAAAAUAAUUUUUUAUUGAAUUCUUCCCAGGAUAAGACUUCUGUUUACGGUGACGUGCAGUCAAGUGAUUCGCAAACUUGUAGCUCUGGAAAAACGAGCUCUGAAAGUAUAAAAGAAGCUUUUAAAGAAGAGCGGGGUGCGAAGAAUGCUGAAAAUGUAGUUAGCUCUGAGAAAGUAGAUGCUGCUGAACGGGAUUUGAAUUUAAAAACUUUAUUACCAGGAAGUGAUGGAGGGAUUGGUCAAAACAGAAAAAAGUUUUCAAAUGAAUUUGGGAGUCCAAAGAGCGUCGGAACUACUGAUGGGUUGACUUCUCUUAGUGUCAAAGAGGGAAGUAUCACCAGUGAAAAGUUAGAAGUGGAUAAUUUUUUGGAUUCAGGCCGUGAGAGUAAUAAAGAUAGCGGUUUACUUUUUCCGAGUAAAUGUACGGUUAGCGGCAAUGUUGAUGGCGAGACCUGUCCAGGUUUGGCAGGUAAGAAAAUUCUAACUGGAGAGAAAUCUGAGUUAUGUACAUUAGCACUUCCAGUUUUUGAUGCUUUGAUUCUGGACAGUGAGAAGUCUUUACCUAAUGGGACAAGUUUCAAAAAAGUGCCUUUUUCUUCCUUAACUAAUGGUGUUAUUUCAGCCAAAGAGAAGACAGAAAUUAACGCAGAUUCAAAAUCAAGUGGAGUUUAUGGAGAUAAUGCAGAAAAUUUUGUCGAGGAAGGAGAUAAAGUCAAGAAGGAUAAUUAUGGAAGUUGCUCAGCAAGUAAGGUUUUGGAAGAAACUUAUCCGUUUGGAAAUGUCACCACGGAUUUAGAAGACACUACUGAAAAGGGGAAUUGCGAAGAAGGAAGAGAUAUUUUUGGCACAAAGAAAGACAAAUCAAAUACGUCUGAGGUAGCUAAAGUAAGCCCGCGUCGUGAAAAUACACCUCAUACUGAUGAAGAAGAUGCAGUUGAUGAGAAGCAGAUUAGCGCAGGAACCAACGACACCGAACAUUUGGAGUGUCGAGGAGUAUUGAAUAAGCCAGACAUUACUCUGGAAAAGGGGGUAUCUUAUUUUGAAAUUGAGAUUUGA